This is a messenger RNA of Phytophthora nicotianae INRA-310, 297 nucleotides long. RefSeq lists its product as hypothetical. NCBI's taxonomy places the organism in Eukaryota, Oomycota, Peronosporomycetes, Peronosporales, Peronosporaceae. Bases 1 to 297 code for a protein of 98 amino acids. The transcript has a single exon. The record is from RefSeq and is a predicted model, not a curated record.
AUGGAGAUUGAGGGGAUGCCUGAAGGUGGCUGGCCAGUGAACACACUGUCUUGGACGUGUCCGUGUCGUUACUGGAUGAAGUUUGCGGCAUGCAUCCGCACGUUGCUGGCAAAGCACGUCUGUGGCGUUCACGCAAUGGACAAGCGUGAGAGACUCGUAUACCGUGGGCUACACAAGCGUCAAGGUGCCUACGGCGGUGGACUUCCUGGUCGCCCUUGCUUCAAUGCUUCAGCGCUACAGAUAGAAUCAGAUAAAGCACUGGUUAAUGAAUUCGUUACGAGCAAUAACACUGCAUAA